Molecule: messenger RNA, 16950 nt
Organism: Gasterosteus aculeatus aculeatus (three-spined stickleback)
Lineage: Eukaryota; Metazoa; Chordata; Actinopteri; Perciformes; Gasterosteidae
Source: RefSeq, a predicted model, not a curated record
GGAUUUCAGCCCGUAGUUAGUUGGUCACAGCCGCCCCCCUUUUUAAAGCCCUUCAACCGCCGCCGCCGCCCCCCCACCCCUCUCUGGAUUGUCCACCGUGUCCCUCACAUCUUCAGUUUCUCGGCUGAAGAGACGAUGAAGCGCAGAGCACGCGCGCCCCGGGAGGAGCCUCGAUGAGCGCCGCGCAACAGGCACCCGGGCUGCGAACCCGCUGACGGCUCAUCGGCUUUACGGGAACUGUUGCACGAACCCCCCCCGCCGCGAUGUCCCUGCUGUGUGUCAGAGUGAAGAAAGCCAAGCUGCACGGGCCUCCAGACAAGUUCAACGCGUACGUGACCUUAAAGGUGCAGAACGUGAAGAGCACGACCGUCACGGUCCGAGGGGACCAGCCCUGCUGGGAACAGGACUUCAUGUUUGAGAUCAAUCAUCUGGAGUCGGGUCUGGUGGUGGAGCUGUGGAACAAAGGCCUGAUCUGGGACACGAUGAUCGGCACAGCGCUGAUACCUCUGGACUCCAUCGGACAGUCUGACGAGGAGGGGCCGGGACACUGGACCUCGCUGGACUCCGAGGUGCUGAUGAGGGAGGAUGAAAUCUGUGGUACCUCCAACCCAACGCCACACCAAGUGCUGCUGGACACCCGCUUCGAGCUGCCCUUUGAUAUUCCGGAAGACGAGGCUCAGUACUGGAGCGGUAAACUGGACCGGAUCAACACCAUGCGGAUACACGACGAGUACCCUCUGCAGGAAGAGGUCCGGAGGGGGCGAAUGGCCUCCGUGCCCUCUCAGUGCUGUAGUUGGAGUUAUUUUGGAUGGAAUGACCAACAGACUUUGGAUGACCACGACAGUGCAGUGGAUGACCGCGACAGUGACUACCGCAGCGAGACCGGCAGCAGACCCCCACGCUUCCACAACACCCCCCAGACUAAUUCAUCAGUCCACCAGUACCCCGUAGGGCGCAGGGCCCAACACCCGACCCCCUCCGGGGAGGCCGACUCUAUACGAAGCUACGAGCUGGACUACAGAGAAAUACGGCGUCCCAGGCGAUCAAACAGUAAAGGUGGAAUAAGAAUAAUCCCUGUCGACUCCGGUAUGGGGGUGGAAGAUUGGGAGAAUAAAUAUAAAGUGCCUGACUCGGGUGUCUUGGAUGAUUACCUGGACGCUGAGCAAAAGAUUUGGGAGGACGAAAAUAAAAGCAUCAUCUACCGAAUCAGCGACAACUCUUGUGAGUCCAAAAGUAGCAGGUUCUACCAGACCGUAGAAUGUGACGCUCUAUCCCCCGAUGAGGGGGCGGACGGCGCCCCCCCCAGACAGAGACGUGGCAUUGGUAGUGGAGAGGUACGGAUAGUUUACAAGGAAGCCGGCAGCUUUGAGGAUGAGUCGUCCCCUCCUGAAAUUGAUAUAAUUCCCUCGGUCAAACAGCUACGACAGCAGGCAGACAGAGAAGGUCUACUUUACAAGACCAGACUGUGGGCCAAAACUGCCUUGGAGGACACACUAGAGAGCUAUGCAGCUUUUUGUGAGGAGGAAGAAGCUCGGGAAGAGGCUGCAGGAAUCAGAGGGAGGGGAGACUAUGGCUCGCUUGGUUCAGAUGACAUGCAGUACUCCUUUGGAUCUGAGGAGGAACUCUAUGACCUGACGUUUUCUGAUGGGGAUGUUAGCUAUGAAUAUGACAGUUACACCUACCCUAGCAAGUACAUGUCACCUUUAGGACAAGUCUAUUUAAGUAAAGGGAGAAUAGGUCAUGGACCAGAUCCUAUGUUGACGCCCGUAGAGGAGCCAAAUGAUGAAUAUGUAGAUGCCAUGGGUGAACUUCAAAGCUUAGUUCAUUCUGUAUCUGAAUACCUGGCCGUGAAAGAGGAGGAGAUCAACAGCUAUGAAUCAAUUCCCAAACCAAUUAGAAGAAAACUCCCAGCACUGCCAACCACUGCUGAAGUCGUACAACCUGAAGAAAGUAAUAGCCAAGAAGUCCAACCCGAAGUUAAGGAGGACACUGCUGUUGAACAGGGAAUAGCUGGAGUAAAGAAUGCUAUGAGUUCAUUAUUCAGUACAAUCAAAGGAUCAAAGGCUACAGCUGAAGUAGAAGCCUCUGCCACGCCUACAUCUCCCAAACAGCCACAGGCAGACUCCGGUAUUUCAAAACUUCUCUCUUUGAUCCCUAAAGUUAAUACCGAAGCCCCAGAAACGUCUGGUACCAUUCCAACAGAUGCACCACCACAACCCGAGUCUGGUAUUUCAAAGCUGCUUUCGUUCAUUCCCAAAAGUGGUGGCACUUCCGUGCCAGUGGCUAUAGUUCCUCCAGCCUCUCAGGAGCCCACAGCAGAAAAGAGGUUUUCCCUGCAGUCUCUUCUGCCGUUUCAAUCCUCUGAAUCCAGUCGAGCAGCCGACACGGGCCAGCCGUCAGCGCGUGUUGACACAGAGGCACAAGCCAGUGCACCCUCUGUUAUUCAAUCCUCCUCCGGUUUGGAGUCCAUGUUUGGGAGGCUUAGUCCUUUGAGACUCUUUUCGAGUGCACCGCCAUCUAGAGAGCCUUCACCUCAGCCGUCAGAGCAAAAAAGCCCAUCUGCUAGAAGCAAUGAAUCCAUCCAAGAGUCUGAAAACAAAUCCACUGGGCCUAGAGAGGGCUCAGAAACAGAACGACAGUCAUCAGGCGAGACGAGGCCAGGAUCAGGAAGCGGAUCAGCUGAUCUCUUGCCAGAUACAGGAUCGAUUGAGCUUUCGCAGGAAACCGUGAGUGGAUCGGUGGAGCUUCUGCCAGAAACAGAGUCAUCUGGUGAGCUACCUGAUAUUCAAGAAAGAAGAACACCUGCAAUCUCUGAACCAAAAGCUGAACGCAUUACAGAGGAAACCGGCUUCUUCAGUCCUUUUAAAAAAUCUCUGUCUACCCUCAUAUCAACAGCUCCUGCCGAAAGUCCCCCGAGCAACACAACACCUGCUGAGGAGUCAUUUUUAGGCAGCAAACUCAAGAUUCCUUUUUUCUCUUCUGAAAAUAGUCCCACAAUAACCCCACCAAAGACGGAAGGGGGAAUGCUCUCAGGCAUUCUCAAGUUUGCAUCUGGCGAAGAUGUCAAUGCCUCUUCUCAAGGUCCAUCCUCCAGCAUUGGCAGAAGUCCCACCCCAAGUCGUGCUGCUCUUCUUGAAAGUGCCCCUAAAGGAAACACAGAAACUGGCUGGUUUUCAAACCUGUUUAAGGUAGCCCAAAGUGAACCCGCUAAGGAAGCUGCAUCACCAAAAAUGACUCCCAGUGUAUUGCUAACCAAGCCUAGUGGUCAAACUGAGCCUCAUACUGGGCCGAUGGUCCCUGAAACCACAGUGAGCCCGCUCUGCAGAACAGAACAAUCGUCUCAGGAGCAAGCGUUGUCUGAAAAAGAUUCCCGAAGCAAGACAGAAGUCCUGCCUGAGGCAGAUGUCACAUCUAUAGAUCAAGUUCCACCAAAACCUGUGGAAUCACAACUCUCAGAGGCCAAAGGCAUAUUUUCUGGAUUGCUGAAACUAGGAUCAACAGAAGACGUGUCGUCUGACAAGAAGGCCCAAGGAGGGGAGAGUCAGCCUCAACAGGGUGGACUAUUCUCAGGCCUAUUUUCAUCACCUUCUCAGUCGUCUGCCGAAACAAAACAUAAUCCCCCCUCACAACCGCCAGGAGGAAUGUUGUCAGGACUUUUAAAAUUUGCCUCUGAUAACGUGUCUGCUCCUACCAAUCCGUCACAAUCAUGCCCAGCAGGCCAGUCAGGCCAAAUUCCACCUCAAGGACAACCUGCUGCUGAACAGACAGUUUCUGCAGGAUUCUUUUCUGGGUUCUUGAAAAAAGCUGCUGACACAAUGACUGGGGCUCAAGCAAAUCCGCCCAGUCAAGAGUCCCAUCCAGAAGGAGCUGAAAAUAUAGUAAAAACAGAAAGACUUGAACAAAACUUGAGUCAAGGGACAACUCCUCCUAAUCAGUCAGGAGGGGAUUUGUCUGACCAGCAAUUAGAACAGUCUGUAGUCUCCCAUCAACAACCAAACCAACAACUACAGACUGAUCAAACAACUGAAGAACAACAUCUCCACGCAUCAGGAACUAUGUCUCAACCUAGUGGAGGUUUGUUGAAACACACUGAAACCGCUUCCCAGCCACAAGAAGGACCCCUGGCAACACAAUCUACACAAUCAAAUCAGCAAUCAGGUAAUAUGCUGUCAGGAUUUUUUAACAAGAUCGUGGAACCUAGUCCCACUCCGCCCCCACAACAAUCCCAGUCUGGUGCUCAAGGGACAAACCAAAAACCAGCACAGACAGCACCUCCUCAACAAGGAGGCUUUUUCUCUGGUCUAUUUGGAAUGGGGGGCCAGGACUCUGCUCCAGCAAACCCAGGCCAGCCCUCACAAAACCAGCAAAAAAGUGGCACAUCUGGGAAACAAUCUAAUGAGCAACAGGGCAAUAGAGAAAACCAAGUCCCUCCACAACAGCCACCAGGUAGUCCCGGAGGUAUGCUCACUGGAUUUUUUAACAAAAUUGCGGAUGCAGGCCCCCCACAGCCCGCAGUCGGAAAUCAACCAGAACAGCAACGUGCACAAAGAGCAGGGCCGAGAAUUACCCAGCAACCACCUAAUCAACAGGGAGGCCUCUUCUCUGGGCUAUUUUCCACCGGCCCCACUCCUCAAGCACAGCAACCACCAGUUAGUCACAGCAAACAGCAGCAACCCCAACAAGGUAACAGACAGCCUCUACGGAGGCAAAACCAGAUUCUUCCGCAACCAGCUGCCCCUGCACCAGAGCCGCAGCAGGGGGGCUUAUUAUCCGGGCUUUUUAAUAAGUUAGCAUCCACGGAUAAUGUACAACAACAGCCCUCUCCACAGACAGGGUCCCAACAGGGAAGUAAAUCAAACGUUGUUGGACCUGGUCCAUCUACAGGUCAGCAAUCGGCUCAAUCCAGUCAGCAAGGAGGAUUCUUUUCUGGUCUGUUUGGGCAGCCAUCACCUCAGCAGCAGCAACCACCUGGCAAGAUUGCAAAUCCUCAACAUACAGCAACCCAACAGCCUAGUCAAAGUGGAGGUUUGCUUUCGGGUAUUCUGAAGCUUGGAUCUGGUGAAAAUGUACCACUGGAUCAACAGUCAUCUCAACCAGCUCAGGCAGGUCAACCAUCUGUUAAAUCCGGACCAGUUCCAGCCCAGCCUGAAUCAGGGGGAUUAUUGUCGGGUCUGAUGAACAAAAUUGCAGGUACUGUGGAACCGUCAUCAUCACCUCCUGAUCAGGUAAAUCUCCAAACAACACAGGAACAACAUUUUCCCCGUGCAGGACAGGGGCGACCACAGAUUCAGAGAACCAAACCAGUAGAGAUGCAUUCCACCCAAGAUGCUUCCACAGUUAAGGAUUCAAAAGGUCCAGCUCAAAAAGGUUUUCUCUCUGGCCUUUUUAGUGUCACAGAGGAGUCAACGCCUCCGCUUGGGAAGGAGGAACCAAAAACCAGCACAAGUAGCACGUCUCCUGGUCUGCUAUCUAGCAUUUUCAAAUCAGGCCCCAGUGAGGCUAGCACUUCUGCUCCUGGAAAGGAAUCUGAAAAAGGCCUUCUUGAUCGUUUUCAACCAAAGAGUAAGGAGGAUACCUCUUCAAGUACAGCAACACUCACAACUGCUGUUGUUACAGCUACUUCAGUUGUUGAUUCCCAGAAAGAACCUCUGCAAUCUCAGGUUUGGAAAGAUCCGACAAUUUCUCCAACCCAAUGUUAUCUUGAGGAAAUUCAACGUCUUUUGUAUGGGACAGAAAAUGCGUAUGGGUACAGGGAUCUUUUAUACAACUUUACAGAGCAUGGUGUUAUUCCACCAGAGCUCUAUGAGCAUCAGUGUCUCAUAGAGGCUCUUCUGUGGCAGCAACUUAAUGAUUAUGCCCUUGCUGAAGCCCUUGCCUGUCAGGUUCAGGAACGCUCUCAUGCAUGCCAAGGGAAUAUACCAUCAACUGUUAGAGCCCCUCAAUAUCAGAACCAGUCUUGGUUAAAUCCUAUAGAAAUGGACAUCAGUGACUUCAAUGUGCCCUCACAUCCUUGGCGGGAUGCUGCUACCCACCAUUUUGAGAGCAGAAGUUGCUUCUUAAAACAAGAUGAAGAUCUUGUUUUGUUUGAUAUGACCUGCAGAGAUAAGAAACCCUGGAGUAGCUGUGACCAUUUGAAUGAUCUUGAUAGGAAAAGAAAAACUUGGAUUGAUGAAAGUAGUGCUCUAAAUCUGUGCAUGGAAAAAACAAAGACACGGUUAAGUAGAGCUCAUUCGCUUGCAGACUGCAGUUUACAAAAGUCCUCCUUGGAAUUCAGCAAAGUAGUGGAAAAAAGUGGUGUUGCUAGUGGUGCAACAGAUGAAGACUUUGGUUUGAAGGCAGCAACUGAGUUUUUAAAACAACUUUCCACAAAAAAGGGUCCAAUUGAUUUAACACGUGGCGCUGUGAAUUUAAGCAGGUCUGCAGGCACUACAGGAGAUACUGAUGAGGAAAUGCUCUUUGAGAAUCCUGAGUGGUAUCAACAAUGGCUUUCACUGUUGGAGCAAGGGUUGUGGUGGCCAGCUGAGGCUGGGGACUGCGGAUAUUAUGUUUAUAUAGAUGACGAAUACAUCUAUUCCCUCUUAACCGACAGAGCUGGGAGACACCUCUAUGCCUGUGGUGCACCAGAGGAUGUACAAGCUCUCGGAAAUAUUACUGAAAAUAUUGCCAACAUUCUGAAACAAAAAGAAAAGGAUAGAGUUACCCUUUGUGGUUUUAAAAUCCCCCUCUGCACCGAAGAUAAAGGUUUAUGGAUUCAAGGGCAGCAACAGAAUGAAUCACAACUUUUAGAUGCACCCAUCAACUUAACUUCUGCCCUUAGAAAAGGAGAAAAAAUAAUGAACAUGAAUUUGGAAAGCUUCUCUCAAAUGUUUCAAGAAUCUUUGUCUGCUCAAGUUGAUCAGCCUGUAGACUUCAGUGUCUAUAAGCUUAAAAAGAUUAAUGUUGAAUCCAUGCAAAAUAGCUGCCGAGAGGAGCCAAUGGAGGCUUCUGAUCUUACUUUAAAGUCACCGAAAGGGGGACACGGUGGGCCAUACUGGAAGAAUCAGGGGAUAAAAGAUGAACUUACAUUCUCAACAUCACCUUCUCUGAGCUACUAUUCAGCACCAAUCUCUGCAAAUAGACGUUACCCGGUUCCUGAAAUCAGGAUUUCAAAUAUAAGUGAGACACCUGCAGACCAACCAUUACAAAAGUCAAACUCCAUAUAUUCAGCAAUUGGAGGAAUAGCUGGAAUGUCUCCUACUCAUGCAAGUAAAGCUGGUAAACCUACAUCCUCAACACCUGUUACAUCAAAAUUGGUGUCCAGCAAGGUUUCAGAAACUUCAAACAUUUCCAGAAAACUUGCUGAGAGCCCGUCUGCUUCGAAAAUACCAGGAUCCGUACAGUUGGCAAGGAAACUGCCUACACCCCCACCUGUAACUAAAGCCUCUUCAGCCCUUUCAGCUCAGCCAACUUCUGUUAGGAGUUUACCCUCAACGCCCUCUCCUGGAACUGUGGCUGGACCUACGAUUUCCCCGCAGAGACCCCAGCUUGCAAGGCAGCUAUCUCAGGCGGACAAACCCAGAGUAUUAUCGGAAGCGAAUAAGACCACAGUCACAGAGACAUGUGACUUUGGUAUAGUCAGCCGUCCCUUCUCAAUGGACAAAACACCCCCCCUGUCUCCAAAGCAGACACAAGAUCCACCUAAGGAAUUUACUCCUAAGUUACAUAUACUGAAUGAGAGCCCAAGUAAUGAAGCCCAUCUUUACAAAAGAAAUCAUAACUUUGGCACUCCUAUUGAACGUCAGAUACGCAAUAAAGCCUUAGAUUUUUCUUCCACAAUUAAUGUAAUCAAAAAUACCAAAGAAAACGAAGUGACCAAUGCCAACCUAGAUUCCACACAAAAAGACCAAGUUGUUGACUUUACAAGAUACAAGUUGAAAAAAUCCAAAGAAAAAAAGGAAAUGGAUGCUAACACAACUGUGAACUUGACUGACAAGAUCAACGCUGUAGAUCUUACGAAAAAAAUUGAGGAGGAAGAAGAGGAAUGUCCUGACAUAGAAUAUCCCACUUUGGGAGCUCUACAGCAAAGAUUUUCAAUUCAGAGAACCGUUUCUCAGACCAACUACAGGCCUGUUGUCCAACAAAACAAAUCAGAAAGACAAUUGUCCUGUCCAGAGGUUCGAGUUGCUAAUAUGUCUUCUACAAUGCAUAUGGAUAGACCCCUAGCCUCCCACAGUACCUCUACAACUGACUCCAACCAAUGUGGUGUUCCAAAACCGUCUAUUCCAUCUUCUCAGAAAUUACCUCGGAGUUCUGACACCAAUGUAAUGUCAUCAACAACGAGAAUUUCUUCAGUUACUCAUAUUGCUAGUGAAGUGUCCGGCAUUGAAGGAGGACUAAAGCCGAUACGCACUGCCCCAUUGGUAAGCCCUGUUUCGAGACAACACCCUCAGGGACAGCUAGUUAGUUCUUCAUUCAACAUGCAUCAAAAUAUUCCGCAACGCCCACCAAUAGUUCCAGCUGGUUGUAUACAGCAGGUUCCUGUUGACAGUAAGAGGGCAAUUUUUAGACCUCCUUCACGUCAGUCGAGUGGAGACGCCCACCAAUAUCAGGGUAACACUGCACCAGCAAACUCCGUUAAAGCAACGCUAGAUAUGUCUAAGACAAUAAGCCAGCAGACUCGGCAAGCUGUUGUACGAUCGAAGGAUCCUGCCCCGGUGGCGCUGUCAUUGACAAAGAGAAAAACAACUUCAGAGGAGACAAAAACAAGUUAUAGUGCUCAUGAAUCCAUUGACUUGUCAAAUAGAGGGGAAUCCCCAGAGCGUCAGGGAAUAACAACGGAUAAUAAGCAUUCAUCAGCUGUUAUAUAUCAAUCUCAUACUACUACAGGUGUUACAAAAAAAGAGAUUCCAUCUGGUAGUAAGAGGUCAUUCUUACCCAGACAGCAAUCUCUCUUAGGUCAGUCUUCUGAAUCCCUUGAAAUGUGGAGACCACCCCAGGAAGCCACAGCACCAGCCAAUUCAGUUAAGGCCACUCUAGACAUGACUUCUAAGUCUUCUGCCAAUUUGAAGGGGUUGGUUCUUGAAGUACGAUCAGAUGACACUCUAACUGAAGCUCUACCACUAACAAGAGGCAAGCCAAGUGCCCGUGAACUUGCACGCAAAGACUCGGUUGGUGUACCACUAGUUGUAGAUAUUCCUUCUCAACAAUUUCCUGGUGACAUUAAGAUCAGCUCCCUUACAAAUGCACACCAGGAAUUCAAAAACAGGACACAAUGCAACACAGAUUCUAUUAAAUAUCAACAACAAUAUUGCCACAGCAAACCUAAUUCCUUUAUGCAGUCAAAUCACUCAUUUCUGCAGUCUUCAGAAUCUGUUUCAACACAUCAAACAUUGACUUCAACAAAACCGUUAACUGAUGCAGCACUGGAUAUGUCCCCCAACCUGUCACAAGCCAUACUGAGGACAACAAUAUCAGAAUAUGAAUCAACUCAAAGAGAGGCAGUAUCACUUGUUAAUAAGCCAAGCGCAAGGGCAAUUGCCAGAAAGGAUUCAGUUGGUCUCCCUCUUGUAGUUGAACUGACCCCACCUGAGUCAACAUGCCAGAAGCAACCUCAGACAUUGAGCCCUGUGCAAAAACAGCAAACCCUUGAUAGAAACAUGGUCCCUAUCAUGCAUCAACCCCUUCUCAACUGUAUGACAAUGAAGUGCCCCAGUGCACAUGAGACUAAUGGUGUUAAGUCAAAUCUAUCAAAUGUACAGUUUUCAGACACUUCUCAAACACAUCAGACUUUGACAAAACCUGUCACAACUGCAGCACUGGAUAUGUCACCCAAACCAUCCCAUGUUACACUGCAAACGUCAAUGCCAGAAUCUGAGUCUACUCAAAUCGAAGCAAUUUCCCUUGUUAAUAAGCCAAGUGCAAGAGCGGUUGCCAGAAAGGAUUCUGUUGGUAUUCCCCUCGUAGUUGAAACAACACCACUGGAAUCAACAUGCCAAAGGCAACUUCAAACCUUUAUCGAUGCACCGAAACAUCAAACCCUUGACAGAGACAUUUGUCCUGUUCUGCAUCAACCAGUUCCCAGCUGUUCCGGUAUUAGUGAAGCCAAUGGUGUGUCACAUAUCACUAUCCAACCUCAACCACUCUCUACAGCUCCAGCCAACUCUGUUAAAGGCACAAUCGAUAUGUCAACAAAGGCAUGUAUAUCUGAUACAGUGGUCAACUAUUCAGAUCCAGUGUCACUGGUAAGGACGAGGCUUUCAGGCUUUGCACAUUCUCAAAGAGAUUCUGCGGGUGUCCCAUUAAUUGUGGAAACACGCCCCUCCCAGGAGCAACCUAAAAGGCAACAAACACAAGUAGGAUCGCAAGAACAGAUGCAACAGCAAUUUGUGCACACUGGAUCUCGAGAAACAGAUCAAAGAUCAUCAGCACCUGCCAACUCCAUCAAAAGCUUCCUAGAUAUGUCUCCGAAAUUACCGCAAAGACCAUCGGAAAUAGGUACAAAUACCAUGCCAACUGAAACUGUACCAUAUGUCAGAAACAUGACAACGGUACCAAAGAAUUAUUGUGUUGGUGUACCGCUCAUCAUGGAACAAUCUGCAUACCACCAAGGAAUGCAUAUAUUGAGUGGAGUUAACACAACAGAGACACCACAUUGGCAGAUUUCCAAUCACAGUUAUGAGGUUGUUUCUGGUUCAAAAACUACCCACAAGGACACAUGCCAACAACAUAGAGCAGUGGACUUCUCUCCAAGAGAUAGCGUGGAUACAACUAACAUUAAAUUGCAACCAUCGAGUACUUUCACUAUUCCAGUGGAUGGACAGCCAAUGAAUUGCACUAAUAACAAAGCAAAUAAAGACGUGUUUGAAAGAAGGCAGACUGGAGGGCAGGAGAAAAAAAUAAUUCUGGGUAUUGUUGACCUAACUGUGGACUCUAUGGUCAAAACCCCAAUUACAGGUCUUGAAGAUGCAGAAGAUCUAUCAUUUUCCUAUAUGUCUUCUCAUUCUCAGAAUGGUGUUUACGAUCAGCAGCAAUACAUUCCUCCACUCACUUCUGUUGAAUAUUCCACUGAAAAACAGGCCUACAUCCAACAGGGCGGACAAUGCAGAAGGCAGCCGGAAAGAGGACUGAAUACUUCAAUUUCCUCCAUAGAGACAAUUCAAAGGAAGAAACAGACUCCUCAGAAUUUUGCUUGCCAGGCUAUGCAGGACCAUAUAUCUGCUACAUUCUCAGCAAAAAGUGCGUACUAUCAGGUCACAACUGAUCAACCACAUCAAUUGCCUCCAAAUAUACCUCAGCUACAAACACAACAUUCAGUCCCACAACAGCAUAAUCAACAAUCUGGUUGGACCUCAUCCACUGCUAGAUCCCAGGCAAAGGUUCCAAAGUUACAAAGACAAGAUACAGCUGUUCAGCAUGAGAUGGCGUUUAGGCCAAAAAUUCUUAUAAAGCAGCCAACAGUGGACAGCUACGGAACCAUUGAAGAAGACCCAUCAAACAUUGAAACAAUCACUAGUAAGGGACAAAUGUUGCCUUCCCUUUCCACCCAGCAACUCGAUGGUAGAUCCCAAACUGUUUCUACUUUAAUUAUUCAGCAAGCACAAGAAAGAAACAGGAAAGAUCCUUCAGUUCAGUCUUUAGACUUUCAGCCAGUACAGGGCAGUGCAGCAACAGACUAUUCUGCAAAGGAAUCCCUUCAUCUCUCAAAACAACCUGAUCCAAGCCAAGGCCCUGUCACUGUUCAGCCAUAUCAGAAACCAACUGUUAGUACCGUUACUGUAAUUCAACAUGAAUCAGAGGUUAGUGCGCAACCCACCACCGUACAUGGCCCAAUUCCGGUAAUUCAAGUAAAGAGUAAUCUAAACCAGGGUAUUGGAGCUGAAAUGCAAGGACAGAAAGUAUCUCCAACACCAACCGGGCCCACCUCUGUUAAGGGUUUGGUUUCAUUAUAUAGUCGCUUAGGUUCACAAGCCUCCAUCACUGCAAAAUCGGUUGAUGUGACGCCUCACCACGCUCAGAUUGUGUCAAUACCUGUGGAUGACAAAAUCCAAGUUACUCCAACACAGACACCUGCUAUCAGCCAUGUUACAUUCACUCCUGAUGAGAAAACAGCACCUGUAUUGACUGAAAUUCCGAUCCACUGUCAUGAUGAAGAUAAGAUUUCAGUCGAUUUAAGCCCGAAAAUGCUUGCUUCCUCUGUUUAUCCUCCUUGCACACCAGCAUUUCAUAGUGACCAAGAUGACCCUGCUUUUAAAUUAAAAGAUGAAGAUUCAAAAAGGAACUAUCUUUUUCAAUCAAUGGUCUCGUCCUCCGACAAUUUAGCAAUGAAUGCUGAGAGGUCUAUUUCUCAAGACUAUCAGCAUCCAGUGGCAACCCUAAAUGCAAGUCCAGCAGGAGAUUCCCCGGGAAAACAAUUACCUCCUCUUGAAUGUUCACCGGUUAAACCACCAAAUACUAUGACACCUAAAGGCAUUUUAAGUAAAACCCAUUCAAUAGAAUGUUUAGAGACAGUGUCAGAGGUUGCAUCCAAACCAACUACCGAAGACGUCAUCAUAGAUAAUAUGGCUUUAUCUAAAUCAGGCAUGUCACAGCAGCAAUGUCUUAAGGAUACAGGACAAACUACAGACACUGAAUCUGCUCCUGUCAAUACUGGAUUUGGUGAAGUAUCUACCAUAGCCAACACAUCACAGGAGGAAAUCAGCUAUCCCAACGUCCAUCUACAUUGGCAUAGAUUACUCAAAAGCACCUUCUGUCGAAACAGAAAUUGACCCAAGUGAGCAGAAACCUUUCAUUAGACUACCCCAUAUUUUUGUCUCAGCAGCAAGUUCACCAGAAGACGAUUCAGUUGAAGAGGACCUUAAUCAAUCCACUCAACCUGAACUGUGUGAAGCCAGUGCUUCUGAAGGUACCAAUGAAAUUGCAGCAUCAUUGCCAGACAGCGAGGAAUCUCUACCUGCGGAUAUUGUUGCACAAUCUGUUAUAACUGUGGAUGAUACGGCUGCAGAAACCUCUAGCACAAAAGCAUUCAAUGAACCUGAGACCUAUUCACCAGAGAUGCUAAGUACCCUGACUACAGGAGAUUAUACCCAUGCAGAUGAAAAUCAGUCCUGCCCUGUUCUUAUCAAGGAAAGCUCAGCUAUAGAAGAUCCCCUAUUAACAGCUGUUGAAGUACAAUCAGAGACAUCUGUGGCUUGUGAGCCGCCACUGGAGAUGACUUCGAAGGACUUAAAAUCUAUAGCUUCAGAGAUAACACCACUUGAAAUAGUUAAAACUCUCACUGAUCUGACCAAUCAGGUAACUGAAAACACAGUUUUAGUGCCGGAGCCAACAAAGUGCUCUAAAACUCUUGAAGAGUUAGCCCACAGUGAUAAGAGCAACACUUCAGAUGUUAUAUUUCCAGAAGAUGUUGAUAUGUUGUCACUGAAAGAAGAACCCUCGGUCUCAAACAUAAAAUCAGCUGAAAGUGUUCAACAGCUUUAUGAAAAAACUGAAAAGGGCGUCACCUUAUCUACCCCUCCACCCAGUCCUGUCAAACCUGUCCCAGAAGAAAUCACAACCUCUAAGGAGGAUAAUUUGGCGGUUAGGACUGAUCCACCCGAGGCAGAACAACCAGUAAAAGGAAUAUUUUCUAUGUUUAGUGGCUCUACUGCAACCCCACAGCAGAGCACCUCCCAAACUGGAUUAUCAAUACUUGGUGGCAUUCUUCCUGCGUCAUCUACCAAAGACAGUCCUGGGACAGGGUUACUCUCAAUGUUGGGUGGGUCAAAUGCCCCAUCUUCGCCUGGAUUCAAAGACCCACCACUUUCAACCCCACAUGAGACCCAGGGAAAAGGCUUAUUCUCUAUGUUUGGUGGAUCGAGUAGCCAACCACCAUCUGGCCCAAGAGGUCCAACUGGUGGGAGUGUGCGACCUAGAGGUCCUCCACCCAAAGAACCACCAGGCAAAGGCCUGUUUUCCAUGUUUGGUGCAUCGGCUCCUCAGCAACCACCCAGUCCCAGAGCUCGUCCUAUGGAAAGUGCCACACCAAGAACACCUUCCACUGGAUCGUCUAUAUUUGGUGGCAUCCUCCCAGGUUCUACUACAAAUAAAGAAACUCCUGUUGGAGGUUUGUUUUCCAAGUUUGGAGGUCUAGGUGCCCAGUCCCAAACAGGAGCAAAGGUACCCCCACCAGUUAUACCACCAGGACCCAGGGGUCCAGAGCCCUCAGGAAAAGGACUAUUCUCUAUGUUUGGUGGACAAAACCUGCAAGCAUCAGAAGACCAUCCAGUCGCUUCUAAACCACCUGAAUCAGAGGGUGGUUUCAAAGUUCCCUCUGUGUUUUCACUUGGUGGUAGUUCUGAUGGUAACAAAUCUAAAACUGGGUUUGGUCUAUUUGGAAUGUCUUUCAUGGAAGAACCAACGACAGAGCCAGAAACAAUUGUGAAGGGGGAGACUGACUCCAAAAAGCUGAAACCCAUGGACACAAAAGAUAUUUCGAAAGUAGCAAAGGACCCCAUUAUUGAGGCCAUGGAAAAUGUACCUUCUCAGCCUCUUUCUACUUCAUUAGAUAAAGUGGAAAUCCAAAUGGAGGAGGCUUACCAAGAUGGUCAAGCUUCAACCUUAGAUACUACUGAAAAUUCUGUUUGCCCAACAGAUCGAGAUCUGGGGGGAGACAAAUUAGCCAUGAUGCAAUCUUCUAAUGCUGAAAAUGGAUUGGUUAUUGUUAAAGCUUCAAAUACUGACACACCGACUUUGACUGGAAAUCUACUAGAGAAAGAGACAUUACCAGCUGUAAAACUAACAAGUGAGGAACAAUCAGACAUCCAGACUGAAUAUAAUAAAAUGAAAGAUACAGCGGAUUCUGAGAAAGAAGUUGAUAAAUCCGGGGCAGGAACUUUGGAAUUCAAAAGCAGGGAGGGGGAGAGUCUCAUCAAAUGCCCUUUAGAAGAUCCCGAUGAUAUGCAAAUGAAAAGUGUUAUGGAUGAUACAAACAAAACUGCAAAUUCUGAUAUGGCUGGAGUAGAACAUCAGAAAGUGGUUGUUGAAGGAACAAUAACAAUUCCAGAGGUAGAAAAACCAACGGAGGAGCCAGUAAAAGUUGCUGGUAAUGAGCAAACCGCUCUUACAGAUUUGGUCAAAUCAAGUGAGGAAUCUUUGAAGGUAGAUGAUGAACAACAAACAGUGGUUACAGAUGUGGAAAGAUCAACUAUGGAACCUUUGAAAGUAGAUGAUGAAGACCAAACAGCGGUCACGGAUGUGGAAAGAUCAACCAAGGAACCUUUGAAAGUAGAUGAUGAAGACCAAACAGCGGUCACGGAUGUGGAAAGAUCAUUUAAGGAACCUUUGAAAGUAGACGAUGAAGACCAAACAGUGGUCACGAAUAUGGAAAGAUCAACUAAGGAACCUUUGAAAGUAGACGAUGAAGACCAAACAGCGGUCACGGAUGUGGAAAAAUUAACUGAGGAACCUUUGAAAGUUGCUGGCAAUGACCAAGCAGCAAUUACAGAUGUGGAAAAACGUAUUAAUAAUUCAGUGGAAACAGUUACAGAGAAACCAACUGCAGAAUCUCUAAUAGAUGCAGUUGAAACAGAGACUAAAGUUUCAGAAUCAGAUAAAUCAGUUGACGAGGACUUGAAAUCCACAUCUGACGAGGCUGCAAAGGAAGAAAUUGAAGCUAAAUCAGAACUUGCCCAGGCUAGCAAAGAACCGGCACAUCGAUUAGAGAAAUCUGAUGAAAGUAAUGACUCUGUUGCAAUGGUUCCAACAUCUGAUUAUGAGAAAACUGUUAUUGCCAACCCACCAGACAUCACAGCUGAAAACUGUGGGGCCUUCAAAAGGUCCUUCAUUGGGACCUGCUAGUCCUCCACCACAACAACAGCCCAGGCCAGGCAUGGCCAGGCCACCUGGUCCACCAGGACAAAGAAUGGGAGCUCCAAGGAUGGGAGGGCCACGGAUGGGGGGCCCAAGAAUGGCAGGACCAAGAAUGGCAGGGCCAAGACAGCCAGGACCUAGACAGCAGGGCCCACAGAAGCCCCCUGAACCAGCUGGAUUUUCUGGCUUUAUGUCCAUGUUUUCUACCCCAAAUGCCCCAAGUAAAGCACCAAAUGUUGGUGGAUUUUUUUCUGGUUCACCUGGUUCACUUUUUGGAUCAUCACCUGCUCCUCGUCAGCCCCAACCACAACAGAAAAGUUCAUUUUUCGGUCUUCCAAGUAGCAUUCCUACAGAAUCCCUUACUAGUGACUUAUUUGGUAUAUUCAAAGGUCCUGAAACUUCGAAAUCAGAGGAACAUCAACAGCCUGGGCAAGAGGAUACUGUCACAGUAACAGUUACUGAGGGAACUGACAAGACACAUACAGAAAGCACACCUUUAUCUGGAGAAGGGCAUGUUAAAAGCCCUGACGACUCUGAACUCCCUGAAAAAGGAUUAGUGGAGCAGGCAGAACGAACAGACAAGACCGAAGCGGAUGAAAGUUGUCUGACCGAGUCCACCAUGAAAACCGCUUUCACUGAGAAAGAAGCCGGGGAUGAUAAACAUGCAGAACAGUUAGAGGGGCCAGGGUCUGCAGUGUGUGACAAAGCUGCCCCUGCCCCAGCUGCUGAAAACAAAGGCAUGUUUGAAAUACCCAGUCUGACUGCUCCUAAAUUUGGCUUUAUGUCUGUAGCUGCUGAAGGUACAUCAUCUUUUGGAUCCCUUUUCUCCAACUCUUCAUCCCCAGCCACUGUUACAAAGACACCACAGCCACAACAGACAGACGGUGGUCUCUUUUCAGGUUUUAAAAGCCUUUCAGCUGGUAUUUUCCAGGAUGAGAAGCCAACUGGAAAGGAUGAACCUCCAUCUGCUUCAUCCGUGUUUGGCAUGACACUUGGCUCGAUGUUUGGGAACUCUGAUCCAGUGAAACCUGAAUCCACUCCUCUGGUGUCAACAGCCCAACCUCAGUCCGAAAGUCCCAAACCAACAGAUGAAAUUUGUGAGCCCGAGCCUAAGCGACUUUCCCU